Messenger RNA from Alternaria incomplexa, 1890 nucleotides. RefSeq names its product Cytosolic Fe-S cluster assembly factor nar1 (gene NAR1). Gene Ontology annotation, biological process: iron-sulfur cluster assembly. The record is from RefSeq and is a predicted model, not a curated record. Gene Ontology annotation, molecular function: 4 iron, 4 sulfur cluster binding. The transcript has 2 exons. Gene Ontology annotation, cellular component: cytosolic [4Fe-4S] assembly targeting complex. The coding region runs from base 1 to 1890 and encodes 629 amino acids. NCBI's taxonomy places the organism in Eukaryota, Fungi, Ascomycota, Dothideomycetes, Pleosporales, Pleosporaceae.
AUGAGCGCCAUUCUUUCAGCAGACGACCUCAACGAUUUCAUAUCACCAGGUGUCGCGUGCAUAAAACCUAUAGAGACGCUCCCCGUACAACAGGCAGACAACUCGAACCCAUACGAAGUCACAACUGAAGAGAAAGCCGCCGCCUCAGAACCGCCGCCACCCGCCUCGAUAUCGCUUACCGAUUGUCUCGCCUGUUCAGGAUGUGUGACAAGUGCGGAAGCCGUAUUGGUUUCGCUGCAAUCGCAUACCGAGGUCCUCACAACGCUUGAUACCCACCCGUCGUUACGCGCACCGUGGCUGGCACACAAUGGGACGAAUGGACAUACGAAUGGACACACGAGCAAUAGGACAGAGAAAGAUAUGAAUGGGCAAAAUGCUGAAGGAAAGCUAUUCGUCGCAAGCGUCUCACCACAGUCGCGCGCAAGUCUGGCAGCUGUCUUCAACAUUUCCGAGGUAGAGGCUGGAAACAUGAUCGCGCAGCUCCUUAGUGGACCUUCAGGCCUGAGGUCUGGCGGUCACCAAGGAAGCGACUUCACCUGGAUUAUCGACACCAACGCGAUGCGCGAAGCCUGUCUCGUUGCCGCAGCAGACGAGGUCACAAAUGCACUCUCUCCCGAAGCAUCUAAGAUUACACCAAAGCCUGGAUCCGAGGGCUCAAUCGAUACGACUCCAAAAGCUCCUAUACUCACAUCUGCCUGUCCGGGAUGGAUAUGCUACGCAGAAAAGACACAUCCAUACGUACUCCCGCAUCUCUCGCGACUCAAGUCGCCGCAAGCUCUUACCGGCACUUUGAUCAAGUCGGUUCUUAGCGAGCGUUAUAACGUGUCGCCAUCUCAGAUAUGGCACCUCGCCAUCAUGCCAUGCUUCGAUAAGAAGCUUGAAGCUAGCCGUGGAGAGCUAACAUCAGCUGCAUGGCUACCUAGCUAUGACCAGUCGCAAGAAAAGAUUCGCGACACCGACUGCGUAAUCACAGCUCGCGAACUCCUACAUCUCGCAGCGGCCCGUGGCAUCAACUUCGCCUCCCUUCCUCGUACACCACUUCCAUCUAGCGACCGAACGCCGUUCCCAGACCCAAAGCUAGAUGCAUUCCUAUUCCCUUCUUCGCGCCGGAAGAACCAAAGCGCAGCUGCCGGCCCAUCUGGCGGAUAUCUACACCACAUACUGCAAACCUACCAAGCUCAAAACCCGGGAUCUUCAAUAUCGACAGUUCGAGGGCGCAAUGCUGAUGUAGUGGAAUACUCAGUAGUUCGUGGCUCAGAAACGAUUAUUAAAGCAGCACGAUUCUAUGGUUUCAGAAACAUUCAGAACUUAGUACGGCGACUGAAGCCAGCAAAAGCCAGUAGAUUACCGGGCGGCAAAACGGGUGUUAGCAGGAGACCAGGUGGUGCAGUCGCUGCUGCGGGUGAGGGUGUAAAGGACUAUGCGUACGUGGAGGUCAUGGCUUGUCCCGGUGGAUGCACAAACGGCGGUGGUCAAGUCAAGGUUCAGGAAGUGGAAGAAGUGCGCGUCUACGAAGGGAUUCAAGAGGCGAAUGAAGAUGCGCCCGCGCCCAAGCCAGGCCCAAAGGAGCAGAAAGAGUGGCUGGCAAAGGUGGACGAAGCCUACUUCUCGGGUACAGACUCGGAAGAAGAGAGAUCAAACGGGGACGGCGAUCAACACAUGACAAAUGGGGAGGCGAAUGGAAACUCUCCUGACCAAGAUGUCGUUGAUGGGAUAUCGAGGUCACGCAUGAAGCAGCUCAUGGCACAUUGGGCUGAUAUCACGGGCGUCGAUCAGCAGAAGCUGAUAUACACUUCGUACAUCAAGGUCGAAAGCGAUGUUGGCAAGAAGAAGCCGAGUGACAUGGAACGUGUUGCUGGGCUGGCUGUUACCGCCGGUGGUGGAUGGUAA